Messenger RNA from Vitis riparia (riverbank grape), 1021 nucleotides. RefSeq names its product serine/arginine-rich splicing factor RSZ21A. The transcript has 6 exons. NCBI's taxonomy places the organism in Eukaryota, Viridiplantae, Streptophyta, Magnoliopsida, Vitales, Vitaceae. Gene Ontology annotation, molecular function: RNA binding; zinc ion binding. Gene Ontology annotation, biological process: mRNA splicing, via spliceosome. The record is from RefSeq and is a predicted model, not a curated record. Gene Ontology annotation, cellular component: nuclear speck. The coding region runs from base 131 to 676 and encodes 181 amino acids.
GGUCAAGUCGGCCGGUCCAUGAAUUAGGCUAUUGGACCAUAUAAACCUAAUCAAACACAACCUUCUCCUCUAGGGUUUUAGAGCUUCGACAAACCCUAGAAUUUUUUCUCGGUGGGAACCGGUGCCGAAAAUGUCUCGAGUUUAUGUUGGGAAUUUGGAUCCUCGUGUCUCAGAAAGGGAGCUUGAAGAUGAAUUUCGAGUUUACGGUGUUAUUCGGAGUGUUUGGGUUGCUCGGAGACCACCGGGUUAUGCUUUUGUUGAGUUUGCUGAUCGUAGGGAUGCUGUAGAUGCAAUUCGUGGAUUGGAUGGAAAGAGUGGGUGGCGUGUGGAGCUCUCUCAUAAUUCUAAGGGUGGUGGUGGUGGUGGUGGUGGUGGAGGCCGUGAUCGUGGACGUGGUGGAGGUGAGGACUUGAAGUGCUAUGAAUGUGGUGAACCUGGUCAUUUUGCUCGAGAAUGUCGCUUGCGGAUUGGUUCACGAGGCAUGGGAAGUGGACGGCGUCGAAGCAUUAGCCCUCGUCCUCGUAGGAGUCCAAGUUAUGGGCGCAGGAGCUAUAGCCCGCAUGCGAGAAAAUCUCCACGACGUAGAAGCGUAUCGCCUCGUCGAGGUCGCAGCUACAGCAGGUCACCUCCAUAUCGCCGUGCUCGCAAUGAUUCACCUUUUGCUAAUGGAGACUGAUGUUGGAGUAGCUGAAUCAAACGCUGGAUGGCAUUAAAGAGUGGCUUCUCUGCCAUAGUGUAGCACUAAUAGGAUUUGUUGAACAACCAAGAACCAUGUUAGUUAUGUUCAUGUCAUGAGAAUGGGUUAUGUUGGAAAAUGGCUUCUACAGUGUUAUAGCCGCCAAUAGAGAUGAUUUGGACUGUUUUACGUCGGCUUGCUCUCUUCAGCUUUACUGAAAUUUGGAGGUUCCGCCCCUACUUUGAAUUGUCAUCUUAUUGCUGUUUGUGUUUGUGUUUGUGUUUGUGUUUGUGUUAUUAUCUGUAAGCCCUCUAUUUAAAAUAUAGGUUUCUAAAAGGUUUUACA